This is a messenger RNA of Medicago truncatula (barrel medic), 1650 nucleotides long. RefSeq names its product nuclear transcription factor Y subunit A-8. The transcript is spliced from 6 exons. Gene Ontology annotation, biological process: regulation of DNA-templated transcription. Gene Ontology annotation, molecular function: DNA-binding transcription factor activity; DNA binding. Lineage: Eukaryota; Viridiplantae; Streptophyta; Magnoliopsida; Fabales; Fabaceae. The coding region runs from base 189 to 1232 and encodes 347 amino acids. Gene Ontology annotation, cellular component: CCAAT-binding factor complex. The record is from RefSeq and is a predicted model, not a curated record.
UACUAGUGAGUGCCCCACCACUCUUAUGUCAAUCUAUGACUCAUCACUAUUUUCUUCUUCUUUAAGCUUACAUCUAUGCUGCUUUUUCAACAUUCAUCUCUUCCCCACUAAACACAUGCACACCUUCUUCUACUUCUAAAUCCACCCAAUUUCCAAGGUAAAUGGAUUGUUAUUCCUAGAGGUAAAAUAUGAAGUGCUUAUGCGAGAAAGACUCUGCUCAUUCAACACCCCACCAUAUUUUUGGAUGUCCAUCAUGGGGAACAUCUUCUGAAUCUCAAGUCCAACAAACAUCCAUGUCCAAAGGUUUGAGCUUCAAAGUGGAAGCUCUGCCACAAGAAUGCCACAACAGUAAAGCAUUGAGUUUUCAAUUUCAAGAACAGGAUUCAUCUUCAACUCAAUCGACUGGUUCAUCACAAUCAGGUCAAAUUCCUUUCCAGCAUUGUUCUUCUACUGGUUCAACAUUUAAGAGAACUGAGGAGAACAAUAUGGGAUGUCUCAUCGGAUCAUCAUCUAUUGGGAGUCCAAAUCUCACCGUCCAUCCUCCACUAAUGGAUCACAGCCAAUCACUUGCGCAUGUUGCACUCCACUAUGCUGAUCCAGGCUACAAUGGCCUACUUUCUGCUUCAUAUGGCCAACAAUACAAGUUACAGGCUUAUAGCAUCAUGUCAUCAAAUUCUGACCAGCUUCUUCAGGGCCAGCUAAUGGAAACUGCUUCUGUUCGAAUUCCCUUGCCAUCUGAUAUGGCGGAAGAACCCAUAUAUGUGAAUUCAAAGCAGUACCAUGCUAUUAUGAGGCGAAGACAGUGUCGGGCAAAACUUGAAGCACAUAACAAACUCAUAAAGGAUCGUAAACCAUAUCUUCACGAGUCCCGACAUGUACAUGCAUUAAAGAGAGCUAGAGGAGCCGGUGGCCGUUUUCUCAAUGCUAAAAAGCUCCAAGAAUCAAAGCUUGAUUCGCCAAACCAUGGCCAAAAUGUUUCCACCGGCUAUACUUGUUUGAAUUUGAAUGGAAAUAUGUCGGAACCUAAAAUGCAUGAUCAGGUUGAAAACUACAGAGACGAUGCUUCUGAUGUCGCAUAUGGAUCUAAUAGGAAUGAAAUGUUUCAGCAGCAACAGGAGUUAGAGUUCAGGUUAUGCAGUUACCCUUCUUCUCAGACUGGAAGGAACAUGCAGGAUUAUACAUCUGACAAGAAUGUUGGUGCGAAUCAACGCCGACUAUCCGUCCGCAUGUGAGAGACUUGUAGAACACAUCAUUGUAGUUGGUUAUUCUUCGUCUUCAUCGUUCAGAUCAGACGAAGACCACUAUUUGAUUGUGUUCUCCAAUCUCUACCAUUGGGAAGUCAUCCUUGGCUCAUAUUUACUUAUGUCAUACUGUUUGAUAAUCUUAAUUUUUCAUCACACUUUAUUACGUAUUGUGUAGCCUAUUGUUUAGGCAAAAAUCACAAGUAAUGACUUGUCAAAAACAAUGCUUUUCUAAGUUUAAUGUUGGAACCUAGUGUGACUUUAUUUGUUGUUUUUACCGAAGAACGGAGUUUUUUGAAUCCUACACAUCUUUGAUUUGAUGUAUAUUGUAUGGGGCUUUGACAUAUGUGUGACUCUAUCGUAGUCGUUGGAUUGAGAUUGGCAUGGAUGGUUCAUAUUUUAAUGCAAA